This is a messenger RNA of Setaria italica (foxtail millet), 1856 nucleotides long. Its product is annotated as SNF1-related protein kinase regulatory subunit gamma-1. Bases 304 to 1587 code for a protein of 427 amino acids. The transcript has 6 exons. The record is from RefSeq and is a predicted model, not a curated record. Lineage: Eukaryota; Viridiplantae; Streptophyta; Magnoliopsida; Poales; Poaceae.
GAGAGCACACUCCACCUGCAGCCUGCGCACUGCCGAGAGCAAAGGCGGCUGGUAUUUUUCCUAGCACCAGCAGUUGAUUGCUUGGCAUCGUUAUCACCAGCGCACGCUCGCGAUUGGGUCCUUCGUAGUUAUCUCUAGAAGUUGGAGGUGGAACAGCGGAAGCAGCAAUUGAGAGAGAGAGAGAGAGAGAGAGAGAGAGAGUUCUUGGACGAAUCCAUCCAAGAAGUCCAGAGGGGACAAGGAAGUAGGGGAGGGAGCAACCAUCGUUUGGAGCUGGGAGUGGCCGAGUGGGGCAGGGGAUCGAUGGAGAUGGAGAGCCCGCGGAGCCCCGAGGCGGAGAUCGGGCACCGGGUGGAGGACCUGUGGGAGGUGGCGGAGCCGCAGCUCUCGCCGUCCGAGAAGCUCAACUCCUGCUUCGAGGACAUCCCCGUCGCGUCCUUCCCGAGCACGCACCCGUCGCAAGUAAUUGAGAUACCUUCAGAUGCCAGUCUUGCUGAAACUGUCGAAAUAUUAUCCAAAAACAAAAUCUUGAGUGCACCCAUAAGAAAUGUUGAGGCUCCAGAAGAUGCUAGUUGGAUGGACAAGUACAUCGGUAUUGUGGAGUUUGCUGGUAUUGCCAUGUGGCUGCUCAGUCAGUCUGAUGCUGCAGCUAAUGGGACGACCGGUUCUGGAAAUGGAAUAGGAUCACCUGUCUCCAAUCUAGUUUCUAGACUGGGCUCUUUCACAUUCAAAAGGACAUCAUCCGGCAGGGUAGAAACUACUACUGAUUCAGAAUCAGAUGAAUCUGCAUCGGUUGGUGGAAGCUUUUUCGAAACCCUCACUUCCUCUGAAUUCUACAAGAAUACAAAGGUUGGUGAUAUCUCAGGGAGCUUUCGGUGGGCACCAUUUCUCGCACUGCAGAUGUCUGACACAUUCCUUACCAUGUUGCUGCUUCUAUCCAAGUACAGAAUGAAGAGCCUGCCAGUUGUAGAGGUUGGCGGAGAUAAGAUUGAGAACAUCAUCACGCAAUCUUCUGUUAUGCACAUGCUUGCAGAGUGUGUUGGACUUCCCUGGUUUGAGAGCUGGGGGACUAAGAAACUUUCUGAGCUUGGACUCCCUAUCAUGAAGCCAUCGAAACUUGUCAAGGUAAAUGAAGAUCAACCGGUUCUAAAAGCCUUCCAACUGAUGAGGGAAAAAGGGGUUGGUGGUCUACCAGUCAUGGACACAAGUGGAGCAAAAGCAAUUGGUAACAUCAGUAUCAGAGAUGUCCAAUAUCUUCUAACUGCCCCCAAGAUAUACAAAGAGCACAGGACGAUCACAACAAAAGAUUUUCUCACUGCGGUCCGACACCAUCUUCAGGAGCAACAUGAGGCCUCGCCCUUACUGCACGAUGUAAUCACUUGCAAAAAGGACGAUACGAUCAAGGACAUUAUGCUGAAGCUGGACUCUCAGAAGAUUCACAGGAUCUAUGUCGUAGAUGACAAAGGAAACACUGAGGGGGUCAUCACAUUGAGGGACAUAAUCUCAAAGCUGGUGCAUGAGCCGCGCCACUACUUUGGGGAUUUCUUCGAUGGUGUUGUUCCCCUGCCUGCAAACAGCACUGUAUGACACCGCAUCACGGUCCAGUUGCACUGAUAUACCUGCGCAAAUGUACAUUAUGAACUGUUCUGGAGGUUCCUUGCUGUGUAGUCCUUUUCUGAACCUCCUCAAGUAAACAGAGUAUUACCGACAAGGACGUACAAAAGACUAAAGCGUUAAUGAAUGGAAGUGGUGUACCCUGAAUAACUAGGGGACUACCUGAGCCUUUUUUCAUUUGUUUUUGUACAAUCCUGUCUCCACUCUUCUGUUUUGCUAAAGAUUUUCACUUGAUUUGCCUU